GGAGGGCUAGAGUGAGGAGCUCCGGCCGCUGGUGCCUGUGUUUGUGAUGAGAGUGAGUCACAUGUUUACGUAAUUGUCAAUGCAACUCUUGAAAAGCCCAUGUAUUUCUUAAUCCAACUGCUAAUGCAUCAAACACAAUUUACAUAACCAAACACCGCACCUACAUAUGUGUCUUUACGAUAACUGAACAAGAAAAGCUUAUGAGUGUACGCAUCUAUACGACCAUAUACGUCUAUGUACAUCUCCUUCCCCACCGGUGUCAAGAAAGUCCGUGUGUUUACAGCCACCUUCGAAGAGAUAAGAUUCUGUACAUAAACAAUCUUUUAACUGAAGCAGAAUUACAGUGAGAAGAAACACUCGAAUGAUGUUCAGAAAAAGAUCCUUCGCGGCAUAGAAGUGAUCAUGGAAAGCAUCAAGAGAAGGGACAUUAAUUCGAAACUCGCGGAACAGAGGAUACAGUUUCACAAGCAAAGUCUUUCGGAGGAAAAGCAAGAAGUGGGAACUAUCCAAAGGCGAGUCGAGAUCGUCCAUGACUAUUUCUCCACCGAGGCCGAGUGUUGCGUUCCGUCCGGGCUGAGUUAUUGCAAUACGUGCGAUUCUGGAACUUCCUGUUGCGUGUAUAUCAGUGACGAGGACGAUUCGAGUGACCCCACGUCCUCUUCUGUGGACGAUGCUGGUCACGUGAACAAGCGCGCGAAGAGAGAUGGAGGAGAACAAGAGGAGAAAGUGGAUUACGAUGAGGAGGAAGAAGUGGAAGAGGAGGAAGAUGAGGUUAUCAAUUUCUACUUAUCCGGCGAAGGGAUGGGCGAGGGCUGUGUGGAAGAGUACGUGUUCUAUGUCGAUGAUGAUGAUGGAGACGAGGGCGACGAAAAUUAUGAGGAUUUUCGAGAAGGAGACGAAGGAGAAGGGGAAUAUUAUGAAGAAGGAGAGGGCCGCUACGAAGAAGAGGAUGAAGAAGGAGAAUACGUUUUAGACGACGAAGAAGGGGAGUACUUUGUAGACAGCGACGAGGACGAAUGGGAGGAAGAGAUCGAGGAAGAGGAGCAGCAGCGGCAGAACCGGGCCAGGAGGUCGAGGGACCACUUUUUCCCUCGAUAUCAGGAGCCGCUCGAAGUCAUCUUAGAAAUCCUGGGCGAAGAAGGGGAAGAAGAAGAAGAGAAUCACAAUGACUCGAAUAAUAAAGAGGAGGAGGAGGAGGACGGCGGGAACGGCGACGAGGACCUCAUAACCUUCUCGAGUAGUAGUGACUUCAGCCCCGACAGUCUGGAGGAGGCUUCGGCGCGCAAAGCCAGAGACGACGUGACGAACCCAGCUGCCGAGGAGGACGCCAGCCACCUGACUUCCGAUGACACUCUGACGCCUCGAGAUACAAGUAUGGACGACUCUGAGACGAUAGCGUACUCAAGGUUACCCGAGGACGAGGAAGAAAAGGAGGAUAGGCAUCAGUCUUUCAUACAGAACCUGAUGGACGAACCUAUCCUCGAGGACUGCCCUCAGAUCAUCCUCCCGCGCCCCAGCCUCAUCAAAGCCUCCGAAGAGACCGACAGGGAGAAGUUACGAGCACUAACUUCGGAGAUUGAGGCGUACCUGAAGGAGACGACCAUGCUUCUGGAGAGCGCCACGACAUACACCUCUGCCACAAAGGGUCGUGAGAAAGGGUCAAAAGAGUCACCUGACGAAGGACAGAAAAUCGAAUCGCAGAAGUGUUCAGAUUCAGGCGCUAAGGAACCGUCCUCUGUGCAUGCAACUCUUCCUCUCAGAUCAGAUAAGCCGUCGAGAUCAACUGAACGGAAAAUCGAGGAACAAGCUCUGCCAAGUCCUCUCUCGACAACUGUACACGGGAAUUCAGAAACUACGCGUGCCAAUCAUCCCUCUAAUAUCGAGCCAAAGGAGGACCCGAAACAAACUCGCGUCGGGACAACUGACGUUCGCGUAAGCCCCUGCACAGCCUCAGUUGCUCACCAGAUUCCUAAGAUCAAGUCCGAACCCCCCGGAAACCUCGAGGGGGAUUCCCGGGGUCUGACAGCUUCCCAUGAGAGCCAGGUAAGUGAGGGAGAGCACAAGUUUCUCUUCAAAAGUGCAGCUACGGACGUCUCUCAUGCAUCCACGAGGCUCACCGAGAGUGCAGAUAUCUACCAGUCUCUUUUGGAAACACACAACCUGGCCGAGACCGAGUACUAUUCAGCAGUAGAGACGUCGACGGAAGUUGUAGACGCUCUAGAAUGGGAGACUGAGGAGGCUAAAAGGAAAGAGAAGAAGCCGUCGAGGAUUAUCUACAAGCCUGAUGAGACGACCCAAGGCGACGAUAUCUGCUUCACGAGCCCCAGAAAUCGACGGACGUGGCUCGCGGCUUUUGAGGAGCUCGAGGAUAGCUUCGACAGUGCAAUUAAAAGCGGUGAGAAGCGCCCGUCACCCGACAAUUCCGACGCGUGCAAUGCGGAAAGGCCGGAAAACGGGGCCGCGACAGACGCCAGCGAGACUCUUAAAGCCACGGACGCGAAACAAAACCGCCGACGCUGCGAGUCGCCUCCCCCGACCAUUUCAUGCUUAGAGAAUCUCGAAAAACUGUGCAGGCGGCUCAGUCUAGAGCGAGAGAAGUAUUCGGAGCAAAUGUGCACGAUUGACAGACCUUCUCCAGUUGGGAUGGAAGAUAAUAGUUACGCGUGUAGCGAAGAUAAUGAAACGGUCUCGACGUCACCCAUAUCGGAAACGGAAAAUGACAUCACAGCCGAUAAGCCUUACGCUGUGCGAAUGCCAAGGCAGAAAGAGGACAAAGAGAACUCGGGAACUAAGACUCACCACUUGGAUAAUAUAUUCAAGGGAGAUUUAAACCAAAACAAGCCGGCCUUUGAUCACCAACUCGCUGACGGGACGGGAUACGCCUUCAAAGAAAACGGAGGACACGCCUCACCCAAAGAAAAUGAGAAAACAAGGGUGAGAUGGGAUACUAAGGAAACUUUAAAGUUUCAGUAUAUCGAUUCCAAAUUGGAUGAAAUAUUCAGUUCCGUCGAAGAUGAAGUUUCUCACACCACAUAUUCAAAUCUUGUAAAUCAAAUGGUGAAAGGCCAAGCAAAAAUUCAAAUGCGAAGUCACGAUGAUACAUUGUAUGCAAGUGGAAAACAAGUCCAGAAACAGUUAAACGAAAUUCUAAACGGGAUGGACUCCAUGUACGAGUCCUACCUAAAGAAAAGGAAGUCCCUGGACCUCACACACGAGCCCAAGAAUUUUACGGAUCUUAAAUUCCCGGUUCACGAAGAAAAGCUUUUCCAAGCAAAGGCCGAGUCUCAUCCCGCGACUGCCGAGACGAGAAGAGAAUCCAAGAGCGAGCUGGACGCCUUCAGGGACAUCAUCGACAUCUCCGAAGACCUGAAGAACCUGUGUGUGUUCCACGUCAACAAGCCUGGCUGGGACUCCGCCGCCACAGACCCCCACAGCAGGAGCCCGACGCCCCGGGAAGGAGCCGACGUCGAGGCUUCCUUCCCGGACUUCUACGAGAGCGACGGCGCGACUCCGGAGGCUGAGGUGAAGGAGUUUGUCCCCGACGCCAAGCCACGGCACUCGCCCUCGCACGCCAGAGAUCCCUGUAGGAGAUCCUCGAAGGAGUGGGAGGGAGAGGCUGGCGUGGGCUCCUUCUUGGCCACGAUGAAGGAGGAGAACUUGCGCUGCUACAAAGUGACGCUGGAUUACCUGCAGAAGAUCUCGGCCUCGCACGAAGACACGAGGGAACGCGGGAACACGAAAGCGCGCGGAGAUGACGUCAUCACCUUGCCAGCCAAUCAUCGACGUCAAACUGAGGAUAAGGUGAGUUCACCAGCUUGACUUCGCACAGGUGGCAACAGGUGGUAACAAGAACCCUUUUGUCAGAUGGUUGGAGCGGAGAUCAGACCAGCUGGUUGUUGCAGAUGGUGUAAGAUAGUUGCAAUAAUUCCCAUAGCUUUACCGAGCCCAGCUUUAAGUAUGUAUCGAAAGUAAUGUUUAAAAAGAAAUAAACAUAUACAUUUAUAUUUCUACAGUUAUAUAUAUAUGCCAUUAAUAAGAAGCUAUAUUGAUGAUGGAAAUAAAAUAAAACACGAAUACUUAU
Messenger RNA from Penaeus indicus, 4081 nucleotides. RefSeq lists its product as uncharacterized. The record is from RefSeq and is a predicted model, not a curated record. Bases 403 to 3819 code for a protein of 1138 amino acids. The transcript has 5 exons. NCBI's taxonomy places the organism in Eukaryota, Metazoa, Arthropoda, Malacostraca, Decapoda, Penaeidae.